Messenger RNA from Enhydra lutris kenyoni (northern sea otter), 372 nucleotides. It is a transcript of the gene FIMP1, whose product is annotated as chromosome unknown C16orf92 homolog. Gene Ontology annotation, biological process: fusion of sperm to egg plasma membrane involved in single fertilization. The record is from RefSeq and is a predicted model, not a curated record. The transcript has 4 exons. Lineage: Eukaryota; Metazoa; Chordata; Mammalia; Carnivora; Mustelidae. The coding region runs from base 40 to 372 and encodes 110 amino acids.
UCACAGAGCCCCCAACCCUGUCACAGGAGUGGAAGUGUCAUGAGGCUGUGGCAGUGGGCGUGGGCAUGGGUGUGGCUGGUUGGGCUGGGGGCCAUAGAAACAGCACCCAGCCAGGAGAGCACCAACACCUUGGCUCGGGGAGCAGAGUCUCUGUACUUCAUAGACAGACCCGACUUCUUUGAUUACCCAGACUCAGACCAAGCCAGGCUCCUGGCUGUGGCCCAGUUUAUUGGAGAGAAACCGGUCAUCUUUGUUAACUCAGAAUCCAACUCCGAGUUCUUCCAUCACAUCUUGGUGGGCGCUCUGGUAGUGGCCUUCUUCUUCCUGCUUUACCAGUUCUGCACACACAUGAGCUGUGAGAGAGGGGCCUGA